Messenger RNA from Somion occarium, 1588 nucleotides. Lineage: Eukaryota; Fungi; Basidiomycota; Agaricomycetes; Polyporales; Cerrenaceae. The record is from the annotation of a GenBank genome assembly.
AUGCCGGUCGAGCGGCCCCCCUUCGGAAGCCCCCCGAUCAUGCCGAAAACUAUGCUUUGAAGCAAUGUACAAGACAUUGAACCUUCUCGUCUUCGCGACAACAUUACCUGAAAGGCCUCCUACAUUCAGACUAGAUACACCGGUAGAUUGAAAUGUCUAUCAAGACACUAGAUUCUCCGGAAAAGUUGAAGGCAUCUCUGGAAACCUUCAAGUUCACCUCCCCGCUACGACGUUCGGCGAGAAACCAUUCGUCAGUGAAGCAGGAGCCAGAUGUGGAAGAAUCACUCUCCACAUCUGACAAUUGGACUGUUCUGACAACAUCAGGUCUCCCGGAAAUAAAACAAGACAUUGAGCCAUUACUUUCCCUGACCAUUCCAAGUACACCUCGCAAACGGAAACUCAAGCAAGAAUCGGCAGGCUCUUCCCCUAGAGCAAAGAAGCCCAAGCGCGGCUUCGCACCUCCUGAGCAAUAUGCUCAUUUAAACUUCUUACAAGAUUAUCUAAAGGAGAACCUUGACGUGAUGUUCUGUGGCGUCAAUCCAGGAUGUAUGUCGGCAAAAGUGGGACACCAUUUUGCCAAUCCUACCAAUCACUUCUGGCGGUGUCUCCAUCGAUCAGAACUCACUGAUCGACUUCUUCCUGCGGCCGAAGAUUUCACUCUGCCACAGGCGUACAACCUUGGCCUUACCAACCUAGUCGAUCGACCUUCAGCUGAGCAAGCAGAGCUGUCGAAACAAGACAUGAUCUUUGGUGUUCCCGUCCUGCUAUCGAAGAUCGCCCGUUUUCGCCCGCGAAUCAUCACAUUCGUAGGGAAGGGUAUAUGGGAAGUCUUCAUCAAGGAAGCUUCAAAACUCAUCCCUGUCUUGGAAUCCACUCAAGAUGACGAAACAAGUGCGAGUUCUGGGUCUACAACACCUAUAACCGACGAUGGAGAUUCAGCAACGGCGGACAAGUUGCCGUCUAAGCAACGGCAAACUACAAAGCGCAAAGGGAAGUCGAAAGGCAAGAAAAGCAAGAAGUCGACCUUUGACUGGGGUAUCCAACCGUACAAAGCCGUACACGGGACUGCAUAUGAGGUCACUGAGACGCUGUUUUUCGUCAUGCCUAGCACUUCGGGUCGAGUUGUGAGCCACCAGCUCAACGACAAAGUUAAGAUCUUUGCAGCUCUCCGUGAUCGGAUUGUUGAGGCAAAGAAUGCCUCAAUCGAAACCUCUGCCAUGAAAGUCAUUCCUCUCCCGAAUCCGAAACAGUGAUAUCUUGUCAUUCCUACCCUUGCUUUAUGCUCAAUUCAUUAGAACCCCGGAUGCUAUAUAUCUUACAAAGCCUAUCUUAGCUCUCCGUUCUUGUUGUCUCGUAUUCUUGGUUUUGAUGCUCUUACUGCUCUUACUGCUUGCACAUCUUACGUUGUUUCUAAAUAUAUUGUCGUUAUAUUUGGGCUUCCAAGGCAGGAGAUACGUUUCUGAUAUAACUUAUCCCGUCAGGCGUGAAUCAGUUGCUGGCCUUGGUCAUAUCUCGAGUCACGAAGAACGUAGCAAGAUUUAAAAAAUGUCGUACACUGGCUAAUAGUACAUGUAUAAACCAUUCGGUG